CAUAAAGAAAAUUAGAGUUAAACAUAUGUAUAACUAAUUUUCCGUUUAACAAAUAUUGGCAUCUCUGAGUCCUUGCCAUGGCCACCGGGGAGCAGCUUUCCCUCUCCUCGAGCGGCGGCAAGCACCCGAGGUCUUCAGACGAUCAUUGCGCCGAGGCCUCGUCGAAGCGGCGGAAGCACCGUCAUCACCAUCACAGCUGCCGCCGCCACCGUCAUCGAAGCAAGCAGGGAUGCGAGAUCGGUGAAGAUGCUCGGGCUACCUCCCCCGCGGACCAUGCGGUGGCGGGUUCCUCCGUUGUGCCUAUGCCUGUUGAUGACAAGAUAGAGGAGGGAGAGAUUUUCGAGGAGGACGAGCUUCGACCCGAGAUUAAUGGAGAGACGGUUGAAGGAUUCAAGCUCGGUGGAGGCUCUGACGCUGAAUCAGCCGAUAUUAACUCCUCUGGUGUUGAUGCUGACACUAAUCCGAUCUUGCAUGCGUCAAGUGAUACUCCAUUCACACAAAGUAUGAAGGUGUUUGCUCACAAUCAGGAUGUUCCUAAAACUGAUAUUUCUAGACGUAGUGGGAGAGCUAUAUAUGAUGAAGAUACUUUAGCCCUGAAAAUUGAGAAUGUGCCUUUGAUUAUCGUGGAGAAAGAUAUUACAUUUCAAGAAAAAGCUAAACAAAGACAACUAAAAUCAUCAGAGAAUGAUGUAAAUGACGCUAAAUUUUAUGUAACAUCAAAAUCUCCUGUUUCUAGAGAACAUUCUCAUUCAAUAAAUCCUGGGAAAGAGGAUGACUUUGGAAGAAGGUAUUCUGACAAUGACUCAGAGAUGCCUGACUCAAGGGAUUAUAUGGAUUCGAGGGAUACUUGCAGAAGACAGUCUGAUAGUAACAAAUGCAUUCCUUCUGAAAGAUUGUCCAACAAGUACCAUGAAAUUGGAAGAUCUCAAUCUUCCAAAGGAUUCCAUGAUAAAGAAUGA
Messenger RNA from Zingiber officinale, 959 nucleotides. RefSeq lists its product as uncharacterized. NCBI's taxonomy places the organism in Eukaryota, Viridiplantae, Streptophyta, Magnoliopsida, Zingiberales, Zingiberaceae. The record is from RefSeq and is a predicted model, not a curated record. The transcript has 2 exons. Bases 78 to 959 code for a protein of 293 amino acids.